Molecule: messenger RNA, 1200 nt
Organism: Amborella trichopoda
Lineage: Eukaryota; Viridiplantae; Streptophyta; Magnoliopsida; Amborellales; Amborellaceae
Product: peptidase M50B-like protein
Source: RefSeq, a predicted model, not a curated record
ACUUACGCCCGUGGGCCCAUAUACCUGCCGCUGCUUCUCCUUCUGCUUCCCCCAAACCAAUGCCCCCCCUCUCUCUCUCUUUUGAAUAUUCUCUGUCUCUCUCUCUCUACACAAGAGGGACUGUUGCCUAGGGAGGGACUCGAGCGAACAUCCUUCUCUUGUUUAAAUCCACCUCCUUACAGGAUCUGUAUUAUUUCCUGCAGGAACUACUGUUUUUUAUUUAAAAUUAUUUCGUGGACAUUCAGUGCGGUGGAAUUACAGCAGAAUGAUUGAUUGGGAGCUGAAGACAUGUUGCAGUCAUGAGCAGGUCGCAUUCCUGGCAACUAUUGGUGUUUUCACUGUGGUUAUUCUAGCGCUUUGGAGGACUAUAUUGCUGACACCAUUCAAGCUUAUCACUGUGUUUCUUCAUGAAACAAGCCAUGCUCUUGCUUGCAAAUUGACCUGUGGAGAUGUUGAGGGGAUUCAGGUCCAUGCAAAUGAAGGUGGUGUGACACAAACACGUGGUGGUAUAUACUGGGUGAUCUUGCCUGCUGGAUAUCUGGGUUCGUCAUUUUGGGGAAUGGUAUUUGUGCUGGCAUCCACAAAUCUUCUCACUGCAAAAAUUGCAGCAGGGUGUUUUGGCGCUGCAUUGGUGAUUGUCCUCUUUGUUGCCAAAAAUUGGACACUUCGGGGACUUUGUAUUGGUUUCAUUAUAUUUCUUGCAAUAAUAUGGCUUUUGCAAGAGACAACAAAGGUUCGUUUGCUUCGGUAUAUCAUCUUGUUCAUAGGUGUAAUGAACAGCUUGUUUUCAGUUUAUGAUAUUUAUGACGAUUUAAUAUCUCGAAGGGUCCACUCCAGUGAUGCGGAAAAGUUUGCUGAACUUUGCCCUUGUCCUUGCAAUGGUGUUGCAUGGGGGGUCAUUUGGGGAUUCAUAUCACUUAUAUUUCUUAGUGGAGCCAUGUACCUUGGCCUUGUUAUCUUGUCCUGAGGCUCUUUGGGAAGUAAUUGAUGGAUUUUACAGGCUCUUUGGGAGUUCGGUUAUCUGAUCUUUUUAGCAUUGGUGCCUUCAGCCUAUGUAUCAUUGUACAAACAUUAUUUGUACUUUAUGAUUAUUUAGAUCCAACACUCACUGUAAAAGCAAUUGCAUUGUUAUAUUCUUUUUGCCAUUCCAUGGAAGACAACAGUUAGCCUUUUCUGUUUUUUCAACUUGGUGUUCAUGUC